Molecule: messenger RNA, 665 nt
Organism: Symphalangus syndactylus (siamang)
Lineage: Eukaryota; Metazoa; Chordata; Mammalia; Primates; Hylobatidae
Gene: TMEM265
Product: transmembrane protein 265
Cellular component (GO): membrane
Source: RefSeq, a predicted model, not a curated record
AUGGAGGACAAGGAGAAGGCAGUGGAGAUCUUGGGCAAAACGGAAGCUGCUCAUCCUCCAUCCCCCAUCCGCUGCUGCUGGCUCCGCCUCCGCUGCUUGGCAGCUACUAGCAUUAUCUGUGGCUGCUCUUGCCUGGGAGUCAUGGCUCUGGUGUUUGCCAUCAAGGCGGAAGAGCGGCAUAAAGCAGGCCGGUCCGAGGAGGCAGUGCGCUGGGGGGCCCGGGCCCGGAAACUCAUCCUGGCCAGCUUUGCUGUCUGGCUUGCUGUCCUCAUUCUGGGUCCCCUGCUGCUGUGGUUGCUCUCCUACGCCAUCGCUCAGGCUGAGUGACCCUGGAUGGCCUCUGAUGAGAGCCAGCCGAGACCUCCUGGAUCCUGCAAUGCGGCAUUGCUAAGGUCCUGUGACAGCAGUGGUUGGAAGGAUCCUGGUUGGAAGGAUGAGGACUCUCUCAAGGGGCUUUGGAAGAGCUCUUCUAGCCCUUUAUCAAAGGAGGGCAGCAGCUGAGACUGAUGAGAGGAGGGCAGCCUGCUCUGUUCUUUCAGGGCCCCCCACCCCCAUCUCCCCUACCCUAGCCCACCCUAGGGCCUCUACGCAGCGGGAGGGGUUGAAGACCAGGCCUGGUUUUAUUAGAAUUCAUUUUGUAAUAAAAGCCUUUUUUAGUGGUGAAA